Messenger RNA from Monodelphis domestica (gray short-tailed opossum), 3528 nucleotides. NCBI's taxonomy places the organism in Eukaryota, Metazoa, Chordata, Mammalia, Didelphimorphia, Didelphidae. The record is from RefSeq and is a predicted model, not a curated record.
CAAAGAUGUGGCUGUGGACUUCACCCAAGAAGAGUGGUGCCUAUUGGACCAUUCUCAGAAGGAAUUGUAUCUGGAGGUCAUGCUGGAUAAUGUGCAGAAUCUACUCUCUGUCUUCCAGUUCCUAGAGAAUAUUGUACCUCCUCUUUUCAACAAGGGAAAGCACCAUGGCUACUUGAGCAAGAAGUCCCCAGGAGCUUCUGUCCAGAGGCAGAGACUAAUUUUGAAAUGAAGGAGAUUUCUACAAAACUGAGGAUUUUUGUGGAAGGAUCUGACCCCAAAAGAUGCAUGAAUGAGGGUUCCCAUGACUUCAUUUUGAGAGAAAUCUGUGACUCUGGUAUCAAUAUCAAAGAGAAAGAAUGUGAAUUUGAUAACCCUUCAGAGAAAUUCAGCCAAUAUUCAGUCCUAAAUCAGCGUGUGAAAUUGAGCUCUGGAAAUAUCAGUUAUGAGGAUAGUCAAUACAGCAAAUGCUUUCCUGAAGAAGUAGGACUUUUCCAGUGGAAUGAGAAACCUUCUGAAAAGUCCCUGUAUCAAGGUAACCUAGGAGAAAUAGCCUUUGCCAGCAGUUUAGACUUCAGUAGACAUCCAAAAAGUAAAUGUGUAGAAAUGGUUUCUGAGAAGGAUGAAGGAGGGAAACCUUUCAGUCAAAACUCUGAUCUUGCUGCACAUCAAAUAAUCCAUUCGGGAGAGAAACUUUAUGAAUGUAAACAAUGUGGAAAGACUUUCAAACGAAGGGACUCUCUUGUGGUACAUCAUAGAAUCCACUCUGGAGAGAAACCUUAUGAAUGUAAACACUGUGGAAAGGCUUUCACACAGUGCGGAACUCUUGCUGCACAUCAGAGAAUCCACACUGGAGAGAAACCUUAUAAAUGUAAACAGUGUGGAAAGGCUUUCUCAGAGAGGGGAUCUCUCACUAGACAUCAGAAAACCCACACUGGAGAGAAACCUUAUGAGUGUAAACACUGUGGAAAGGUCUUCAAAGGGAGGGGACUUCUCACUAGACAUCAGCUAAUCCACAGUGGAGAGAAACCUUAUAAAUGUAAACAGUGUGUAAAGGCUUUCUCAGAGAGGGGAUCUCUCACUAGACAUCAGAAAAUCCACACUGGAGAGAAACCAUAUGAGUGUAAACACUGUGGAAAGGCCUUCAAAGGGAGGGGAUUUCUCACUAGACAUCAGCUAAUCCACAGUGGAGAGAAACCUUAUGAAUGUAAACAGUGUGGAAAGGCUUUCACACAGAGGAGUCAUCUCAGUAGACAUCAGAGUAUCCACAUUGGAGAGAAACCUUAUGAGUGUAAGCAGUGUGGAAAGGAUUUGAAAUAUUCCUGCUUUCUUGCUGUUCAUCACCUAAUCCACACUGGAGAGAAACCUUAUAGAUGUAAACAGUGCGGAAAGGCUUUCAAUUGGAAAAUUUCUCUUGAAGCACAUCAGCGAAACCACACUGGAGAGAAACCAUAUGAAUGUAAACAGUGUGGAAAGGCUUUCAAUUGGAAAGUCUCUUUUGCAGCACAUCAGAGAAUCCACACUGGAGAGAAACCUUAUGAAUGUAAACACUGUGGAAAGGCUUUCACGCUGCGGGGCAGUCUUGUUGCACAUCAGAGAAUCCACACUGGAGAGAAACCUUAUGCAUGUAAACACUGUGGAAAGGCUUUCAGACAUAAGGACAAUCUUAAUACACAUCAGAGAAUCCACACUGGAGAGAAACCUUAUGAAUGUAAGCAGUGUGGAAAGGCCUUCACACAGAGUGGCAAUCUUGCUACACAUCAGAGAAUCCACACUACAGAGAAACUUUAUGAAUGUAAACAGUGUGGAAAGGCUUUCAGACGGAAGGACAGUUUUGCUGCACAUCAUAAAAGCCACACUGAAGAGAAUCCUUAUGAAUGUAAACAGUGCGGAAAGGCUUUCAUAAAGAGAAGCUCUCUGACUAAACAUCAGAGAAUCCACACUGAUUGGAAACCUUAUGAAUGUAAAUACUGUGGAAAGGCUUUCAGAGAGAAGCAGGAACUUGCUGCACAUCAGAGAAUCCACACUGGAGAGAAACCUUAUGAAUGUAAACAGUGUGGAAAGGCUUUCACACAGAGGGGAAAUCUUGCUGCACAUCAGAGAAUCCACACUACAGAGAAACCUUAUGAAUGUAAACAGUGUGGAAAGGCUUUCAGACAGAAGGACAAUCUUGCUACACAUCAUAAACUCCACACUGGAGAGAAAUCUUAUGAAUGUAAACAGUGUGGAAAGGCUUUCACAAAGAGGAGUUAUCUCAGUAAACAUCAGAAAAUCCACACUGCAGAGAAACCACAUGAAUGUAAACACUGUGGAAAGGCUUUCAAACAGAAGCACUAUCUUGCUGCACAUCAGAGAAUCCACACUGGAGAGAAACCUUAUGAAUGUAAACAGUGUGGAAAGGCUUUCUCUGAGAGGGGAUCUCUCACUAAACAUCAGAAAAUCCACACUGGAGAGAAACGUUAUGAAUGUAAACAGUGUGGAAAGGAUUUUUUAUGCAGAAGCACUCUUGCUGCACAUCAGAGAACGCACACUGGAGAGAAACCGUAUGAAUGUAAAUACUGUGGAAAGACUUUUACAUAUAGCAACUCUCUUAUAGCACAUCAUAGAAUCCACACUGGAGUGAAACUUCAUGAAUGCAAACAGUGUGGAAAGGCUUUUUUACGCAGAUACACUCUUACUUCACAUCAGCUAAUCCACACUGGAGAGAAACCGUAUGAAUGUAAACAGUGUGGUAAGGCUUUCACACAGCAGGGCAAUCUUGCUGCACAUCAGAGAAUCCACACUAGAUAGAAAAACCAUAUGAAUGUAAACAGUGUGGAAAGGCUUUCACAGAGAGAAGAUCUCUCGUUUAACCUCAUAAAAUUCACACUGGAGAGAAACCUUAUGGUAUCGGAGAAAGUCAUGCACUAUUCUGUCAUACAUUCAUCAGUACUCAUCACAUAAGAUUGGAAACUUCCUGUAAAAUUAGUGAAAGUUGGGUAUUCUUCUGAAGCGAAUACUAAUCUCCUCAUGAAGUGUAGAGAAAUCCCUCCCCCCAACAACUUUUUAUAGAUACAUCAAUAUCCUACUUUUAUUCAUUUUUUCUAAUAUGGCCAAAACCCCUCACUUUUUCCCCUUAUAAUUUUUUUUAAUUUAUGGAUUAAGAGGUUAGAUUGCCAUUCCCAUGGGAAAGUCUUGAAAUGUGCAACUACAAUCUUAACUCUUUGUUCUAAAUGUUUCAGUUAGAAAGACCUUGGCCAUGUCUAAAUUCUUGGCUCAAGUUAAAAAUUGUAAACUUCUCAAAUACUCCCAUGACUUCAACACGCUGGGAAACUUAAGGAAGGUAGGACAAGAUAAAAGAAAAUAUAAUAUACACAUUGUAUUAUACACAGGUAGUGGGUGACUAGAAGUGGUAUGUUGUGUUAAUUUAUGCAAUAUUUUGAGUUCAUUUGUUUAUCCAUGUGCAUUCCUGUUGAGUCAUCCUCUCAGAGCAUUUCCCCUGUCCUCCCUCUAUCCCUAAUAAAGAAUGUAUAUUUUGCUGCAUGCAUCUUA